This is a messenger RNA of Anolis carolinensis (green anole), 4831 nucleotides long. It is a transcript of the gene atp4a, whose product is annotated as ATPase H+/K+ transporting subunit alpha. The record is from RefSeq and is a predicted model, not a curated record. Lineage: Eukaryota; Metazoa; Chordata; Lepidosauria; Squamata; Anolidae. Gene Ontology annotation, cellular component: plasma membrane. The transcript is spliced from 23 exons. Gene Ontology annotation, biological process: intracellular potassium ion homeostasis; sodium ion export across plasma membrane; potassium ion import across plasma membrane. Bases 1303 to 4398 code for a protein of 1031 amino acids. Gene Ontology annotation, molecular function: ATP hydrolysis activity; ATP binding; magnesium ion binding.
AACUGUGUGGGUUUUCCUGGACUGCACUGUUAUUACUAUUUUUAGCUGCUGUUGCCUCCGUUGCCUUGGCUCUUUGUGCCAUUUCGUGGACCUAGAAUUGAUGACUACAACCUCUGGACCCUGGACUGGAAUUCAACCCUGUUUCUGCCUUCGCUCUCUGAUUAGUCUACCCACGGCUCUUGACUUCUGGCUUGCCUCCUGACCCUGCUGCUGUCUCCUGUCCUGACCCUGGAUCAAUCUGAUGACGUCUCUUCGCCUUGUCCCUUGAGCUUCUGGCAUUACCUGCACUCCUGAAGCAGUUUGCUGCUGUUCCUGCUAUUUCGACUCCGGACCGGUUUGACGACAUCUUCUUGCACUGUCCCUUUAAAUCCCCAAAGCCUGUUGCUUGCAACAGUAAGGGUUUGGAACCAUUCUUUCCCUUUUGCACCGGCUCCAAGUUUGUUUGCAAGCUCUUUUGCCCGGUUUUUGUUUCUGUUUAGAGCUUUGUGUUAAAACUGCUAGCUUGUGACUCUUGGGAGUUUUUUGGGGAGUUUCCAAGUCUUUGUUUUGUUUUGGCUGCUUUUCCAAGCCAACUUAGUUUGUUUAGAGCUGAAUUGAAGCACCUUUUGUUUUAUCUGGAUUAUUUGCUUGGAUAAUCCGGUUUGGUUGCUAAAGCAUACUUUUUGAUAUAUUUUUGUUUGGACUGCUUUAAAACACUGAAAGUUAAGUGUUUAAAGCCAUCUUUUGUGUUUGUGUCUAUUUUUUGGGCUAUCUCUUGAAUAAACUCUGUUUUGCUCUCAAAUUGGUGUCUGACUCUUGACAGUCUCCAUGUGCUCCACAGCAACAUGAGCAAGCAUCCUUAAAUAUAGUUGUCUUUUCAAUUUCUUCCUCCUUACAUAUUUAAUAAUUGUGCAUACUACUUUCUGUGAAUGGCAUGCUCUGUAUCCUUUUAUACUAAGGGUUCCUCAAGGUCUUUAGCUUGAGUAUCUGGGUGAGUUUGCUCCACGGUGAGAUAACAGCGAAGGGGCAUUUCAAGGUGAGGUGUUUUUUUCCCUGGCUGUUUGUUUUCUUCUUUGCAGGCCUGUCACCUCCUGGUAUCCAACUACAAAAAGCACGUAAGAGGACCCAGCUCGGUGGCACUUGGAACCACCCCUCAUUCCUGGGGGAAAGUGGCAACUCUGGGAAUUUAUAAAAGGAGGAAAUCGAGGAAGGGUCACCUUUUACUCUGCUGUAUUGAGUAGCAUUUACAGCAACCUCAAAUACACAAGACCCAUUUGGGUCUCUCUUCUUGGCCUCAAAAAGGAUCAAGACCAAGAAAGCAAGAUGGGGAAGGCGGACAAGUAUGAGAUGUACUCGGUGGAAAUGGAGAAGCACUCCGGUGGGGAGAUGGAUGUGAAGAUCAAGAAGAAGACCAAAGGAGCAAAGAAGAAGGAGAAGCUGGAGAAUAUGAAGAAGGAGAUGGUGGUGGAUGAUCAUGAAUUGUCUGUGGAGGACUUGGAGCUGAAGUAUCGAACCAGUGUCACGAAGGGCUUGAGCAGCACAGUAGCAGGGGAGAUCUUUCUUCGCGAUGGUCCCAAUGAGCUGAAGCCCCCCAAGGGCACUCCCGAGUAUGUGAAGUUUGCCCGUCAGCUGGCCGGAGGGCUGCAAUGCCUCAUGUGGGUGGCAGCUGCCAUCUGCCUCAUUGCCUUUGGCAUUCAGUGUGGGCAAGGGGAUCUUACGAGUGCAGACAACCUCUACCUGGCUAUUGCCCUCAUUGCUGUGGUGGUUGUGACCGGCUGCUUUGGGUACUACCAAGAAUUCAAAAGCACCAACAUCAUUGCAAGCUUUAAGAAUCUAGUGCCACAGCAAGCCACGGUGAUUCGAGAUGGGGACAAGUUCCAGAUCAAUGCCAACCAGCUAGUCGUAGGUGACCUGGUGGAGAUCAAAGGGGGAGACCGGGUGCCAGCAGACAUCCGGAUCAUCACUGCCCAAGGGUGCAAGGUGGAUAAUUCCUCUUUGACGGGAGAAUCAGAACCCCAAACAAGAGCCCCAGAAUGCACCCACGAGAGUCCCUUGGAAACCAGGAACAUUGCCUUCUUCUCCACCAUGUGCUUAGAAGGCACAGCUACCGGCAUCAUCAUCAACACUGGUGACCGCACCAUCAUUGGACGUAUUGCUAGCUUGGCUUCGGGAGUGGAGAAUGAGAAAACGCCCAUUGCCAUCGAGAUAGAGCACUUUGUGGAUAUCAUCGCUGGAUUGGCCAUCUUUUUUGGUGCCACCUUCUUUGUUGUUGCUAUGGUGAUCGGCUACCCCUUCCUCAAAGCCAUGGUGUUCUUCAUGGCCAUUGUGGUGGCUUACGUCCCUGAGGGUCUUCUGGCAACGGUCACGGUAUGUCUUUCCCUCACAGCCAAGCGUCUGGCCAGAAAAAACUGUGUGGUAAAGAACCUGGAGGCUGUAGAGACACUGGGCUCAACUUCUGUCAUUUGCUCUGACAAAACUGGAACCCUUACACAGAACCGUAUGACAGUCUCCCAUCUUUGGUUCGACAACCAGAUCCAUACAGCAGACACAACAGAAGACCAGUCAGGACAGAGUUUUGACCAGUCGUCAGACACAUGGAGAGCUCUCUGCAAAGUGGUCAGCCUUUGUAAUCGGGCUUUUUUCAAAUCAGGCCAGGAUGAUGUACCCAUUCCAAAGCGGAUCGUGAUUGGAGAUGCCUCUGAGACCGCCCUCCUGAAAUUUUCCGAAAUCACCCUUGGCAAUGUGAUGGAGUACCGGGAGCGCUACAAAAAAGCCUGUGAGAUCCCCUUCAACUCUACCAACAAGUUCCAGCUCUCCAUCCAUGAGUUAGAGGACCCUCGAGACCAACGCUACUUGCUGGUGAUGAAAGGUGCUCCUGAGCGCAUUUUAGAACGCUGUUCCACCAUCAUGAUCAAGGGUCAAGAGUUGCCCCUCGAUGAGCAAUGGAAGGAAGCUUUCCAAACAGCUUACAUGGACCUUGGUGGACUGGGAGAACGUGUGCUUGGAUUCUGCCACAUUUACCUUCCCCAAAACGAGUUCCCUCGUGGCUACAACUUUGACUGCGAUGAAAUGAACUUCCCCACCAGUGGGUUGUGCUUUGCAGGCCUCAUCUCCAUGAUCGAUCCGCCUAGAGCCACGGUGCCAGAUGCCGUCAUGAAAUGCCGCACCGCAGGGAUCCGGGUCAUCAUGGUGACAGGAGACCAUCCCAUCACUGCCAAGGCCAUUGCUGCCAGUGUGGGCAUCAUCUCAGAGGGCAGUGAAACAGUUGAAGAUAUUGCUACUCGGCUACGUAUUCCUGUGGAACAGGUCAACAAGAGGGAUGCCCGGGCAUGUGUAGUCAAUGGGGGUCAGCUGAAAGACAUGGAGACCGAGGAACUGGUGGAGAUCCUGAAGAUGCAUCCGGAGAUGGUCUUUGCUCGUACCUCUCCUCAGCAGAAACUCAUCAUUGUCGAAAGCUGUCAGAAAUUGGGUGCAAUUGUGGCUGUAACAGGAGAUGGGGUCAAUGAUUCCCCAGCAUUGAAGAAAGCUGAUAUCGGUGUGGCCAUGGGCAUUGCUGGCUCUGACGCAGCCAAGAACGCAGCUGACAUGAUCUUGCUGGAUGACAAUUUUGCCUCUAUCGUCACUGGCGUUGAGCAGGGACGUCUCAUAUUUGACAAUCUCAAGAAAUCCAUUGCCUACACCUUGACCAAGAACAUCCCAGAACUGACACCAUACCUGAUCUACAUCACUGUCAGUGUCCCCCUUCCUCUUGGUUGCAUCACCAUCCUUUUUAUUGAACUCUGCACAGACAUUUUCCCCUCUGUGUCUUUGGCCUAUGAGAAAGCAGAGAGUGACAUAAUGCACCUGAAGCCACGCAACCCGCGACGGGACCGCCUUGUCAAUGAAGCCUUGGCUGUCUAUUCCUACUUCCAGAUUGGAGCCAUCCAGUCCUUUGCAGGGUUCACCGACUACUUUACAGCCAUGGCCCAAGAGGGAUGGUACCCACUGAAGUGUGUGGGCCUUCGCGCCGACUGGGAGAAUGACCAUCUCCAAGAUGUCGAAGAUAGCUAUGGGCAACAGUGGACAUUUGGGCAGCGCUUGUACCAGGAGUAUACGUGCUACACCGUCUUCUUCAUUAGUAUUGAGAUGUGCCAGAUUGCUGAUGUCCUCAUCCGUAAAACACGACGUCUUUCUGUCUUCCAGCAAGGAUUCUUCCGAAACAAAAUCCUGGUAAUUGCUAUUGUGUUCCAAAUUUGCCUGGGCUGCUUCCUCUGUUACUGUCCCGGUAUGCCCAAUAUCUUCAACUUUAUGCCCAUACGAUUCCAGUGGUGGCUAGUCCCAAUGCCCUUUGGCAUUCUCAUCUUUGUCUAUGAUGAAAUUAGAAAACUGGGAGUCCGAAGACAUCCUGGAAGUUGGUGGGACAAAGAACUCUACUACUAAAAUGUUAUGGACAAUGCAUUUCUUCCUGGUGUCAACAUUUCCCCAGGGCAAGAGGCAAGAAACAAGAAGGAAUCAAGGAUAUGGUUCUAUCAUUGACUUUCAACUGUGUCCAGCUUGCUUCAUCUCUCACCUUUUUCAGAUAGAUUUAUCACCAAAAAAACCCUGUUUUGAUAUUUUAGUGUGCAAAGGAGGAGGGAAAAUGAACAGGGUUCUGUGCCUGCUGAUAUGGCAGCCAAGUUGGUACUGAUCACAGAAUUCUGCAUUAUGAGAAUGUUUAUGUCUUAUAAAAAUAAAUAUUAAUUAUCAAGUUAGUUAACUCAAAACAUUUCAAAGAUUUAAAAAUUCAGCCAAAUGGAUGGGAGAGUGAACAAGAGCCUUAUGUAACUGCAUCCCUCCCUAGGAAGAGCUGAAUUAAAAAUAAAAAUUGAUGAAA